This is a messenger RNA of Fusarium proliferatum ET1, 2754 nucleotides long. RefSeq lists its product as uncharacterized. NCBI's taxonomy places the organism in Eukaryota, Fungi, Ascomycota, Sordariomycetes, Hypocreales, Nectriaceae. The record is from RefSeq and is a predicted model, not a curated record. Gene Ontology annotation, biological process: regulation of DNA-templated transcription; DNA-templated transcription. The coding region runs from base 1 to 2754 and encodes 917 amino acids. The transcript has 3 exons. Gene Ontology annotation, molecular function: DNA binding; DNA-binding transcription factor activity, RNA polymerase II-specific; zinc ion binding.
AUGGCUUCAAACACGCCCAAGACGCCAUCUUCUGGCGCCUCGCCUGGGAGCCUUCAUCGGCCUCAUAACCCCGCAACUACCGGGAGGCAAGUAGGCCACGCAACAAUUCCCCACGACCGACCCGUGGCCCUCAUGACUUCAGGCGCUCCUCUGCUAAAUCCACGUAGCUGCGUUACCUGUCGCAGGCGCAGAGUCCGAUGUGACAAGACGAUGCCCUGCAGCAACUGUCGGCGGGCUCAAUGCGAUUGCAUCUACCCUGCUCCGGGCCGCGCGCCACGUCAGACGCGGCUUGCGCCUACAGGUACUGCUACAGGUCAGAGCGAGCGUGAGAUCGAUCUCUUGGAUCGAUUACGGAAGCUUGAGGGGCUUGUUCACGAGAUGAGUGGUCAAGGUGCAGCUAGUGGGAAUGACAUGGAAGUGAGCAAUGGAGAAUCACCACUAGCUUCAGAAAAGAACAAGAGUGCAAAGGAUGUCGUUCAAGCAGCCACUGAGAAGGUCAAGAGAGAGUCAGAGAGCACCGAUUUCUCAAAGAUCAAUAAACAGCUUGGCCGUUUAGUACUCCAUGAUGGAGACUCCACGCCGCGAUACGUCAAUAGUGGCUUCUUCGUCAAGCUCAACGACGAGCUCGCUGAAAUCCGCAACGAGAUGGAGACUAUGAACGAGGAAGAAGCCGAGUUUGAAGAUGACACGACUCCCGAGCAGUCCCCUCCACAGAACUUGGGUCUCGAGCAUGAUCACCACAGCUUCCUUUUUGGCUAUAGCUCUGCCGAUGUUGACCUUACAGGCCUUCAUCCGUUGCCCGCGCAAGGCUCUUUCCUUUGGCAGAUCUAUCUCGAGAAUAUUGAACCUCUUGUCAAGGUGUUGCACAUUCCCACCAUGAGCAGACUCAUGACUCAAGUGAGGCGUGGAGAGCAUGAUCUGCGUCCUGGAGAUGAAGCGCUUGUGUUUGCCAUCUAUUAUUCAGCUGUGACUUCGAUGGAGACACAAGAGGUUGAAGCAAAUCUCGGCGCGUCUCAAUCUCACUUCAUUUCUCAAUUUCGUUUCGCUCUUGAACAAGCUCUAGCCAAGUCUAAUCUUCUCAACACCACCAACAUGGCUAUGCUGCAAGCAUUUGUUAUCUAUCUCACCGUAGUCAAAUGUCACGAUGAUAGCAAAUUCGCUUGGACGCUUACCAGUCUCUGUGUCCGAAUGGCUCAAGCCCUUGGUCUCUACCGCGAUGGUCAGCAGCUUGGCCUCUCACCGUUUGAGGUUGAGAUGCGCCGUCGUCUUUGGUGGGCCAUUGUGUCUCUUGACGUCCGUUCUGCUGAGGAAAUGGGGUCUGAUCUGAUCAUAGACGACAAGACCUUUGACACUCAACUCCCAUCGAACAUAAACGACGCUGAUAUUGACCCAUCUUUUACCAAGACACCAACUCCCCGUCAAGGCCGCACUGACUCCGCCAUCUGCCUCUCACGUUACGAGAUUACCGCCCUGUCUCGAGGCUUAUUCACAGCCAUAGCGCAAAUGCGUCCUGUCGAUCCUAAAGAGAUAGAAAAAAGCCUUGAAGAGCGCGAGUGCAUGCUAGUUGAAGUCUACGAACGCAUGGAGGAUAAGUUUCUGAAACAUCUUAUGAGGGAAGAUGACCCUAUUUUCUGGGUUGCUUCUCUUAUUUCUAGAAUCAUGAUGGCAAAGGUUGGUCUCAUCAUAUAUCAGCCUGUGCUAUUCCCCGGGACGGGCCUGGAGGUAUCAUACGAGAUCCGAAGCCGGUUGUGGCAGUCUUGUAUUGAGAUCGUUGAGUACAGCCACAUUCUCAAUAUUGACCCCAGCUGCAGGCAAUGGCGCUGGCUGUUCAAGUCCUACCGUCAAUGGCACGCAAUCGCAUGCAUGCUGCUGGAACUCUCGAAACGGCCUUGGGGUGUCACUUCGGAGCGAGCAUGGGAAGCUGCACAAAUUCUCGAGUACGAUCACCCAAUCGAUGGCAGCAACAAAACAAAUCAUACUGCUGCAUGGAUGCCUAUUAAAAGGCUCUUCACUAAAGCCAAACGACAUCGUGAAUCAGAACUUGUUCGGUUACGCGCUGAUCCUGAGGCAGCGAGACGUCUCGAUCGUGAGGAGAGAAUCAAACCUGUACUGGAACGCAUUGGUCCUGCGCCCGGAAUGGAGACCCGCAUGUCAGAACUCCGAGCCCGAUGGCGAAAGAUAUUUCGGCCGGGAGACUUCUCCGAUGAUACCGUGUACCAGAGCAUUUUACCCAGCGCAGAUCAACCUGCGUCCUUUCCGCAAACCCAGCAACAGGCCCAACAGCCACUCGACCAAAUGAGUGUAUUCGACCCUAACACCUGGCAAAACAUUCACUCGGGCAAUCCAAACAUUUCCAUAUACUACGAAGGGGUUGAUUCUGGAGCGCAGAACAUGGGUAGUCUUUUCCCAGGGGAUGGUAGCCUUGGAAGUCUCUCAAGCAUUGCAUCGCCCGCCAUAUCAGGGACUGCAUCUACACAUAGGAACGACAACGAUCGUCAAGCACUUGGAGGUGCUCGCCUAUCACCAUGGCCAGGUUCAGAUAUAUUUCAGCACACGCAAGAUCCAGGUGCUCUCGGUGAUAUCGAUGAGCUUUUACAAAAUAGAGCCGGGCCCAAUCCUGGUCUCGACCUAAACAUGGAUCCUGGCGAAGUUGAUGAUAUCGAUUGGCGGAACUGGGAUGAGACUUUAAGGACUUUGAGUAGGCCUACGAUGGAUCAAAUGGGUGCGGGUGCCGGUAGUUGGGGUGGCAUGUGA